Molecule: messenger RNA, 1117 nt
Organism: Urocitellus parryii (Arctic ground squirrel)
Lineage: Eukaryota; Metazoa; Chordata; Mammalia; Rodentia; Sciuridae
Gene: Tmem97
Product: transmembrane protein 97
Cellular component (GO): endoplasmic reticulum
Source: RefSeq, a predicted model, not a curated record
CGCUGCACGGCGCGGGCCUUCUUCCCAGGUCUGCCGGUCCGGACCCAGAGAACCUCGGCCCCCGGCCCGUCCACAGUCAGGGGACUAUGAUCGUCAAGCGCAGCCUUGACUUUCUGCUGGGCUUCUACUUUCUCUCCCACAUCCCCAUCACCCUGUUUUUGGACCUGCAGGUGGUGCUGCCGCGACAAUUAUACUCGGUCAAGCUCAGAAACCUGCUGGCUUGGUAUGCUGAAGAGUUCAAAGACCCUCUGAUACAGAGCACCCCAGUGUGGUUCCAGUCCUUUGUGUUUUGUGAGCUUUUGUUUCAGCUGCCCUUCUUUCCCGCUGCAACAUAUGCCUUCUUCAAAGGAAAUUGCAAGUGGAUCCGUAUGCCUGCAAUCAUCUACUCAGUUCACACCCUGACAACAUUAAUUCCAAUUCUCUCCACAUUUCUAUUUGGGGAUUUCUCCAAAGCCAGUGGUUUCAAAGGAGUAGGUCCUGAGAGUUUCCAUGAWCGAAUAACCCUCAUGGCCAUCWAUGCCCCCUACUUUAUCGUUCCCUUCAUACUUCUGUUGUUCAUGUUGAAGAACCCCUACCGCGAGGAGAAAAGAAAGAAAAAAUGAGGGAAACAAUCACUGACCCAGGAAGAGACAUUCACAGGGCAGUUGCCCCUUUUGACCCAAUACAAGAAAAACUACUCUGAACCCAUGUCUUCAGUAGYAUUUGAAACAUGAACAGCAGUACUUAAGAGCAAGAUGGUGGCAAGAGCCACGUCAAACCUUUAUCUUCCAAGGGAUGAACAGAUUCAUCAGCAGGGGUGGGAGGCAAAGCAGGGUGGGGGGCAAAGGAGAGUGGGCUGUCGUUGAAAAGUCGUGCCAAAUACCUUAUCAUGUGCCCAAGUUCCAUUGCAGGACCAGACCAGAAACUGAGUAAGCUCCCUCAAGACAUGGCCUCCUUGACUCAUUCAUGAGGUAUCUGACCCACAGCAUAUACACAUGACUGAACCUUUGACUCAUGAUUCACUGUAGCCUAUCAAUCACCAAUCCAAAAAUAGUGGAGUGGUUUCAGACCAUUCAAAUUAGAAAUUGUGCCUCUUUAAUAUUCAUUAAAAACCAUGUUUUCUUGGCCCUACCUCUAC